This is a messenger RNA of Ceratitis capitata (Mediterranean fruit fly), 941 nucleotides long. RefSeq lists its product as uncharacterized. The coding region runs from base 207 to 836 and encodes 209 amino acids. The transcript has 2 exons. The record is from RefSeq and is a predicted model, not a curated record. NCBI's taxonomy places the organism in Eukaryota, Metazoa, Arthropoda, Insecta, Diptera, Tephritidae.
AAUGUAAAUACAGCAACAAAAGUAUCCUCGUGUGAACUCAGACUAAAGAAAUUCAGAAAUUUAUAAAAAUACUGAAUUCAACCAGAGAAUGUUUAGUAACAUUAAUAAAUAGAUAAUAACAUAAUAACAUUCUCUGCCGGCGGUCGAUAGAAUAAGAAAACAACUAUUCUACCAACUUCAUCUUAUCUGAAUUCGCCUUGUGUAAAAUGAGUUCGCAACGUGGUAAUUCAUCACGAACAAGAUCUCAAAAACACAAAAACAGAACAGCAUUUAAAAAUGAUUUACACGACAAAACGCUACUACAAAAGAAAUUGAAUUCCUUACAUGUAUCUGAGGUUUGUCAACAUUGCAAGGAUGUUAUUGAAUGGAAAAUUAAGUAUAAAAAAUAUAAGCCGCUGAGCCAGCCCAGAACUUGUACCCGAUGUCAGCAGAGAAAUAUAACAAAAGCAUAUCAUGUGCUUUGUCGAUCUUGUGCACUGGAAGCACGUGUAUGUGCCAAAUGCUUGAAAGAUGCUCAAGAGGUUGAAAUCGUAACACCUCAGCCCACGUCAGAGGAACAACUCAAACUGAAAGUAGAAAUGGAACGACUUAUAAAAUCUUUACCUGAACGUAAGCGCAGAGCUUUUAUGCGUUACAUGGAUAAAGGAAAGAAACUGACGGAUUUGGACCAGAGUUCCGCUGAGCAAGUAACGAAUGAUGUAAAAUCCAAUGAAGAGUCAUGUGUCGUAAAGCGGUUACCACACACUAGGAAGGAAUUGCUUGAAAAGAUUGAAAUGCUACAGCUGAGUGAUGCCGACGAAUAUUUUGACUCUGAAAGUGAAACUGGAAGCGCUUAAAGUGUGCAAAUAUUAUAUAGUGAAAGUGCAGCAUUAUACCCUAACUUGUUUUGUAUUGUUGUUUUAAAAAAUAAACAAAUACUUUAUUAUUCUUAUAUUCAGUAA